This is a messenger RNA of Meyerozyma guilliermondii ATCC 6260, 489 nucleotides long. RefSeq lists its product as uncharacterized. The record is from RefSeq and is a predicted model, not a curated record. The transcript has a single exon. Bases 1 to 489 code for a protein of 162 amino acids. NCBI's taxonomy places the organism in Eukaryota, Fungi, Ascomycota, Pichiomycetes, Serinales, Debaryomycetaceae.
AUGCAUGUUCUUCAAAAUGAAAGCUUUGAUCGAAAAUUUGAAGUUUACGCUACACUCAAUAACAUCUGCAAAACGAACCCACCUCUCACGGUGGUAAAGCUAUUUACAAACAAGCAGGAGCAGAAAAGAGGUGGAGUGAAUUCACCACGAAAUAAGACACAAUCUUCCCAGUCAUAUGUCGAGACAAUUGCUAGAAUAGCCAAAAGAGACAUUCUUGCUAUUGAAAGUAACCUAUUCGGCGAUAGCUCGUACCAAAAUGACGACCCAUUCAGCACCCGUGUGGCCAACCAGGCAUUGAAGUUGGCCAACUUCAUCCUAAUCACCCCAGAAUUGAACAUGUUACUUUCCGUUGAACUUGCUCAAUUUUACUAUUCUCAUGCUGCAUCAAUGAUUGCAAAACCCGAUAUAUCUAAAUCACUCAUUAUGCCUUAUAUUUUGAUUCUCAAAGAGUGUCGUUUUCAAUGCCCACAGGAAACGUAUGGUCUUUGA